Ipomoea nil (Japanese morning glory) is the source of this 2098-nucleotide messenger RNA. RefSeq lists its product as uncharacterized. The transcript has 3 exons. NCBI's taxonomy places the organism in Eukaryota, Viridiplantae, Streptophyta, Magnoliopsida, Solanales, Convolvulaceae. The record is from RefSeq and is a predicted model, not a curated record. The coding region runs from base 243 to 1826 and encodes 527 amino acids.
GAUUCAGAGCAUUGUGCCUCUAUCCCCAAACCCACAAGGCCACAUCCUCCUAUGCUCUUUCUGACUCUCUCUGUCCUUCGAAGAUUUCAAUUUUUCCCCACUCGACUCUUCAAUCAAAACCCCUUUCCUCUCGUUUUCAUAAUCUAAUUCAUGGUUUUUGUUUCUAGGUUUUUGCUUUAUUGAAUCUAACGUUUUUUUCCUUCAAAGUAUUUUUAGGGUCUAAGAAGAAAAUUCACAACUUGAUGGGAAGUCGCAAGCCCAAAUCCUCCAAACGGAAAAGCUCCAAGGCUUUGCAAAGUAAGAGAAGUAGAAGGAAUAAAUCAAAGAAGAAGCCUUCACGCCAUGACCAUUCCGAUUUAUCUUACUCGGAUGAUGAUUCUGUAAGUUCAGUGUCUUCCUACUCGUCCAGUUCAGAAGAGGAUUAUAGAAGUAGGAAAGGUCGUUCACGCUCACGAGCUGAUGUGAAAAGUAAAAAGAAAAGGGCUGAGAGGAGAGUAUCAUCAGACCGAGGGAGCAGUGAGGAUUCAGUCCCUACGAGGAAAAGGAAGAGGUCAAGGAGAAAACACAACUCUGAAUAUAAGAGGAAGUCUCAAAAGAAGCGAAGGAGAGAUGCAAGUAUCAGUUCUGCUACUAGUGAUUCUUUGAGCUGCUCGAGUUGUGACUCUGAGUAUGAAAGCCUGAGGGUUAGGUCUAGAAAAAAGAUAAGAGAUAAGAGAGAUUCGGAUAAACAUAAAAUUGGAGCUAGGAGAAGUAGAAGUAAAAGUAGAAGCAAGUCUGUUAGUUCUCCUCCAAGCGAGGACCGUUUCAAUUUCCAUAGUGAUAGUCAGAAAGGAGAGGAACACGAGUGUGAAAAUAAUGUUAGACGCCGCUUAAGAUCCGUCAUUACUGUUGUACAACACCCACAAGAGGAUGAGGAGAACCAAGUGGCAAGAGAUCGUGAAGAGGAUAUAUCUGAAAAUAAUGACAGCGAUAAUGGAUCAACAAUAAAUAAGUUAGCAUACCAUUCUGAUAUUUUAUCUGAUAAGAGCAGGUUGGUAGAAGACACGCCAGUUCAGGAAUCUUCAGGCAGUGAUGACCUUGAGCUGAUAUUGAGGCAAAAAGCCUUGGAGAAUCUGAAAAAGUUCCGAGGAAUGGUUCAAACAGAAGGUUCUAAGGAUGUGCACCUAACGGGAGAGAGCAGCAGGCAUGGAUUGAGUAGAGAGGUAUUGCAUCCCACACUGGUUGAAAGUGAGAAUGCAACUGAAGAAUACAAGAAAGUUGAAUCUGGAGUCACUAAACAGAGUCAUAUUCAACAAUCUGAUAGUUCUGGAAUCUCUAAGAGUGUUAACGGAGAUGGUGGCAUUAAUGAACCUAUUGUUGAUGAAUCUAAACCUGGCUUACAAGCAAUGCAGGAUGAAUCUUUGCACAGUUACUCAACACUUGAGCAAGCAUCUCCUAAGGCAAAUCCAGACUGCAAAAGCAGUGCAGGUAAAAUUCUUGCACCGAGUUGUCAACCAUUGACCCAUAAUUCUGCCAAGGCUGAACCAACUUCUAGCAUUAGACCAGUGGAAGAUCAAAGAUCAGAAAACCAGCAAGCUGAACCAACUUCUAGCGUUAGACCAGUUGAAGAUCAAAGAUCAGAAGACCAGCAAGCUGAACCAACUUCUAGCAUUAGAGCAGUGGAAGAUCAAAGUUCAAAAGGCCAGCAAGCUGAAGCUAACGAUAGCUCACACUUUCAGCAAAAGACAAUGUCUGUCAUGAGGAGUGGUGAAAUGGUACAGGUGAGCUACAAGGUGUACAUCCCUAAAAGAGCUCCUGCUUUGUCUAGGAGGCAACUGAAACGAUGAUACAUUGAGUUACUAUUCUUCAACCUGGUACUCUUCAUGGCAAUUUAGAAUAUUAUGAAUCAACAGACCGAAACUGCAUGCGUAGAUUAUGGUUUUUUUUCUUUAAAGUUUUUAUUUUUGGUGCAUAGAUUUAGGAAAAGUUACUCGAACUGAUAAAUCUUCCCUACAAAAAUUUAAAGACAAAAAAAGACUAUUUAGUUAUUUCAAUGAAACAUUGAUGAGUCCAUGGGCAGGAUUUUCUUGCUUUCCACAAAAAUGAGAACUUUGUGAAA